AUGCCGAUCAUGCAAGUGUUUCUGGAAAGAAUAAGUGCUCAAGCCUCUACCUCCAACUCCAUUACGACACCCAUCAAAAUUCCUGAAUGGGCACUGGAUCGUAACACAAAAGACUUCUGUGAAGUUAAGGCAGAUGAGGAAUUAGAACAUGUAUGGUGUAUUGCUAAUCUUGCAGCCUCUAAAGAAAAAAUUGUAGAUGCACUAAACUGGGUGUGCGGGCAAAGGGAUGAUAUUUGUCUUAAUAUACAAGAAGACAAGCCUUGCUAUCUCCCAAACACAUUGAAGGACCAUGCUUCAUAUGCUUUUAACAAUUAUUAUCAAAAGUUCAAGUUUCAUGGUGCCUCUUACAAUUUCGGUGGUGCUGCCGUUAUGGUAAAUGCAAGUAUGAGUUUGCAAUGUCCUAAUUUGGAUGCUAAAGACCCGAUUAUCGUAAAUCACCUCAAGGGAGAUUUGUUUUGA
Papaver somniferum (opium poppy) is the source of this 459-nucleotide messenger RNA. Its product is annotated as PLASMODESMATA CALLOSE-BINDING PROTEIN 3-like. Bases 1 to 459 code for a protein of 152 amino acids. Lineage: Eukaryota; Viridiplantae; Streptophyta; Magnoliopsida; Ranunculales; Papaveraceae. The transcript is spliced from 3 exons. The record is from RefSeq and is a predicted model, not a curated record.